UGAGGGAGAAAGAAUUCAUUGUUGGUCUUUCACUGCUCUGUCAAUUGGCUGGCUUUCCUCCAUGUGAAACCUGGGAGGAGCGUGCAGGAAAAGUGAAACACACUUGCAGUGAGGAAACAGGAGGAAAAGAGUAAUACAGUCUUCAAGGCAAAUGAAUUUUUUUGCAUUUGUAAAACAACUUUAAUUCAAAUUUAUGUUCUUUAAAAUAUUUUUCUACUGGAAUGGAACUUCUCUCUGUAAAAGUGAAAAAAGGAAGGUUGGAUAAAGCAGCUGAUGCAUUCAAAACCUAUGUUGUUUUAAAAGUCCAAAAUUUAAAAAGCACUACAAUAGACAGAAGGGGAAGUGAACCUUGCUGGGAACAGGACUUCAUGUUUGAAAUCUGUGCUGAUGGAAAGGGCUUCAUUAUAGAGCUGUGGAAGAAAGGCUUGCUCUGGGAUAGCAUUUUAGGAGUUUUAUGGAUUCCCCUUGCGACUGUGAAAUAUGCAACAGAUGAAGGUCCAGGUUCAUGGUGGACACUGCAUUCUGAAGUAAUAAAAAACGGGAGUGAGAUUCAAGGCACAAAAACACCAACUUCACAUGAGAUCUUACUGGAUGUCUACUUUGCAUUACCAUUUGAUACCCAAAAAGAUUUAGAUUGCAGAGGCUGGCACAGAGGGACACCCCUCCAAGGUGCAAGAUGUUCACGCCAAGAUACGUAUGAUAGUCUGUCAACCAUGGAAAGUGGUCUCAGCAUAAAAGAAAGUGAACUAAGGAGAAAUAAAGAUCAAGCUGAUGAAAGUAAUUUCGCAAAAGCAAGAUGGGCCAGGGCUAUUCAGAAGACACUUCAAGAAACCAUGUGCAGCAGAGUGAGAUUUUUCAAGACAUACAAAACACCUUCAGGAUUUGGUUUCGGACAAGCAGAUGUGUGAUUUAUUUUUUUU
This is a messenger RNA of Falco peregrinus (peregrine falcon), 920 nucleotides long. RefSeq names its product protein unc-13 homolog A-like. The record is from RefSeq and is a predicted model, not a curated record. Gene Ontology annotation, biological process: synaptic transmission, glutamatergic; synaptic vesicle maturation; synaptic vesicle priming. Gene Ontology annotation, molecular function: syntaxin-1 binding; diacylglycerol binding; calmodulin binding. NCBI's taxonomy places the organism in Eukaryota, Metazoa, Chordata, Aves, Falconiformes, Falconidae. The transcript is spliced from 8 exons. Gene Ontology annotation, cellular component: presynaptic active zone cytoplasmic component; neuromuscular junction; plasma membrane. Bases 222 to 908 code for a protein of 228 amino acids.